AUGUUUUCGCCGGCGGAGCGCGCGGAGAGGAAAGCCGGAAAACUGGGCUACGCUCCACGAAAUGGCAAUGUUUUCGCCGGCGGAGCGCGCGGAGAGGAAACCCGGAAAACUGGGCUGCAAGAAAUGGCAAUGUUUUCGCCGGCGGAGAGCGCGGAGAGGAAACCCGCACGAAAUGGCAAUAAUUUCGGCGGCGGAGCGCGCGGAGAGGAAGCCCGCAAAGCUGGGCUACGCUCCACGAAAUGGCCAUGUUUUCGCUGGCGGAGCGCGCGGAGAGGAAACUCGCAAAACUGGGCAACGGUCCAGGAAAUGGCAAUGUUUUCGCCGGCGGAGCGCGCGGAGAGGAAACCCGGAAACUGGGCUACGCUCCACGAAAUGAAUACCCGGAAACUGGACUACGCUCCACGAAAUGGCAAUGUUUUCGCGGAGAGGAAACCCGGAAACUGGGCUACGCUCCCCGAACUGGCAAUGUUUUCGGCGGCGGAGCGCGCGGACAGGAAACCCAUAAAUUGGGCUACGCUCCACGAAAUGGCAAUGUUUUCGGCGGCGGAGCGCGCGGACAGGAAACCCGGAAACUGGGCUACGCUCCACAAUGUUUUCGGCGAUGGAGCGCGCGGAGAGGAAGCCCGGAAACUGGGCUACGCUCCACGCAAUGGCAAUAAUUUCGGCGGCGGAGCGCGCGGACAGGAAACCCGGAAACUGGGCAACGCUCCACGAAAUGGCAAUGUUUUUGGCGGCGCAGCGCGCGGAGAGGAAACCCGGCCGGAAACUGGGCUACGCUCCACGAAAUGGCAAUGUUUUCGCCGGCGGAGCGCGCGGAGAGGAAACCCGGAAACUGGGUUACGCUCCACGAAAUGGCAAUUUUUUGGCGGCGGAGCGCGCGGACAGGAAAUCCGGAAACUGGGCUACGCUCAUGUCGCCGGCGGAGCACGCGCGGAAACUGGGCCACGCUCCACGAAAUGGCAAUGUUUUGGCGGCGGAGCGCGCGGACAGGAAACCCGGAAACUGGGCUACGCUCCACGAACUCGCAAUUGUUUCGCCCGGAAACUGGGCCACGCUCCACGACAUGGCAAUGUUUUCGGCGGCGGUGAGCGCGGAGAAGAGAAACCCGGAAACUGGGCUACGCUCCACGAAAUGGCAAUGUUUUCGCCGGCGGAGCGCGCGGAGAGGAAACCCGGAGACUGGGCUACGCUCCACGAAAUGGCAAUGUUUGUGGCGGCGGAGCGCGCGGAGAGGAAACCCGGAAACUGGGCUACGCUCCACGAAAUGGCAAUGUUUUUGGCGGCGGAACGCGCGGUCAGGAAACGCGGAAACUGGGCUACGCUCAAUGAAAUGGCAAUGUUUUCGCCGGCGGAGCGCGCGGAGAGGAAACCCGGAAACUGGGUUACGCUCCACGAAAUGGCAAUGUUUUCGCCGGCGCCGCGCGCGGAGAGGAAACCCGGAAAUUGGGCUACGCUCCACGAAAUGGCAAUGUUUUUGGCGGCGGAGCGCGCGGACAGGAAACCCGCAAACUGGGCUACGCUCCACGAAAUGGCAAUGUUUUCGGCGGCGGAGCGCGCGGAGAGGAAACCCGGAAACUGGGCUACGCUCCACGAAAGGGCAAAUUUUUCGCCGGCGGCGCGCGCGGAGAGGAAACCCGGAAACUGGGCUACGCUGCACGAAAUGGCAAUGUUUUCGCCGGCGGAGCACGCGGAAAGAAAACCCGGAAACUGGGCCACGCUCGACGAAAUGGCAAUGGUUUCACCAGCAGAGCGCGCAGAGAACAAACCCGGAAACUGGGCUACGCUCCACGAAAUGGCAAUGUUUUGGCCGGCGGAGCGCGCGGAGAGGAAACCCGGAAACUGGAAAUGGCAAUGUUUUCGCCAGCGGAGCACGCGGAGAGGAAACCUGGAGACUGGGCUACGCUCCACGAAUUAG
Messenger RNA from Symbiodinium natans, 1914 nucleotides. NCBI's taxonomy places the organism in Eukaryota, Dinophyceae, Suessiales, Symbiodiniaceae. The record is from the annotation of a GenBank genome assembly.